Symbiodinium necroappetens is the source of this 8940-nucleotide messenger RNA. NCBI's taxonomy places the organism in Eukaryota, Dinophyceae, Suessiales, Symbiodiniaceae. The record is from the annotation of a GenBank genome assembly.
AUGAAAGCAUGUGCGCCUGUGCCACUUCCGGAAAGAUGGCCCCGCGCAAACUCUCCCAUGAAGGCUCGUUUGCUCAAUGGGCAAUCAUCGGUCAACAUUCUUUCGCCGACGUCCCGCGUCACCCUUCCGCUAUACUGCGCGGUCGUGCAGGUCCCGGGCGAGUAUAAGAGAUGGUGUGUUAGCAGCCUUGCAGGCCAGGACACUACCUAUGCAUAUGUUGCCACGCAGGCCGAUGACGAUGAUGAGCCGCUGACCUGGUGUUUGCUUUGCUUGUUCGCCUUGCUGUCUCGCAGUGCAGUCCUCUUCAAGAAAGAAACAGGGCUCAAGAAAGAAAAAAGGAGAGCUGCAAAAGACCAGGGCAUCCGCAACACUGAUGGUCUGCUGAUGCUCGCAACGGCGAUUCUGCAGAAAGGUCACAGGGUAAUGACAUUUCAAGAUUUCGAGCUGUUGUGCAUGAGCAAUGAUUUGGAAGCUGAAGAUGUGCUCUCCAAGUGUGAGUUCCUGGAGCGAGAGGACUCUGGCAUCGUCGACAUCGUUGAAGUGCAAAGCCUGGAUGAUGCGCUGGUGUUUUGCUUGGUAGAGAAAUUCGGUAGCGAUGGCGACAGCAUCUGCGUGGAGAUGGACGAAUUUGGCAGAUAUGCAAACGAGCUGUUACCCAAGAGUAAGCGAGAAACGAAAGGCCUUCAGCAGAUUCUGGCCCUUCAUGCAGACAAGUUUUGUGUGUCGGGCUUUAAAGUAACCAUCCGCCAGCGACCAACCUGGCCGGAGCCAUCGAUCGACGAUGCAGUCCCAGCAUCAUUGUCGAAGCUGUCAGAUGGCGUCCAGCGAGAAGGAAGCACAGACUCAUCAACAGUCACGGCUGACACUUUUGCUGGCCGAUUGAGAAAGACAGUGCCCGACAUCACAGAAGCUCUGUUGAAGCAACCGGUGCUUUUCAAAGGCAGCUUGGGAAAGACGUCCACAGAGUCCGACACCACGAAGCUGGCCAGUGCUUUUGAGAAAUGCAUUGAGCGGUAUGGAAUUCUGAGACCGGAGCUGCUGGUUGCGGAGAUUGACUCUGCUUGCGCUCUCCGAGACAUCUCAGAAGAAGCUCGUCCGCAGCAAUUCUUGCAGGAAGAGCUACUAAAGGAUCCGCACGUCGGGGACAUCCUGGCAGGCUUUGCCACAAGACUUCUCCUUGUCGCAUCUUAUGUUCGAACGUCCCUCUUGAGCCAGCCGAUUCUCACGAUCCACGAUCUGGAGAUGCACAUUCUGUCACACCCAAUGUUCAAGGGCAAACGCAGCUUCGAAGAUGCAGGACUGGGCAAGUUGCAAUUCCACCCGCUGGUGAAGCAUCAUUUCGGCUUGGACGACUUGCCCAGCAUCCCCCAGGGCUUCCCAGCGAUUGGCGGAAGGGAGAUCCUGCAAUAUUUUUUCUCCGCGGAUGUGCUCUCAAUACUGGGCAAAGGAACACGGCUGUCCAGCGCGAGGACGAGAUCUGCAUUGGCGGCUUUAUCCAAGAUUGCCGAAGCUUAUCACUUCGAUGACUUUCGCGAACUAGGCAUUGCCGUGCAAGAUGGCUCUUUCCUGGGGCAGAUCAUCCCUGCCAUGGUCAACUCAAAGUUUGAGCUGAAGAGCAUCAUGCGGGCAGGUGAUGGGCACAUGAAACAGCUAGCGAAGCUGAGCAGCAAGGAGAAGCAGCAGGAAUUGGUGAGCAGCCUCUCAGUGCAAUUUGGUUACGGCACGGUUCAGCUCACAGUGGGCAGCGAGCCGGAGCGUGAGUCUUUUCAAGGAACAAGCUCGCUUGCAGGCAUAACAUCCACGAGACCGGACUGGCCCAUUGGGAAUGCCACCCUCAAACUGGCGGAUAGAGUUACAAACUAUGCACGCUGGCUGUUCGCUGAGCUGCUUCAGCUGGCAAAAGCAGAAGAAACCCCAGGACCUGCCGCACAUGUUAGUAACCAAGAAGCCGGGGAAGUUGAUCUCUCAGAAGUCCCUGCUGAAGCACCCAAUAGCAAGCACGAGGCAGACGAGCGAGGUGAGGCUGAGGACAUGGCGGUGAAGCUCAGCAAGCGUCUCCUGCGCAGCUUGAGGGAGAUCCUGCGAGAGCCAAAUCUGGAGCUGCGGGGGCUGUUGGAAGCGCCGCCCGUCGCACCGAGCUCUAAGCCAUGGCUGGGACACUUCGAAGAUCGCAUGUGCAAGGAAGAGCAGAAGAAGGAUUGGAACGACAUGAAGCUUGGCACUUUUGGCAGCUGGUUGGCGCAAAACAGCGACCAGAUUGCCAAUUCUGCUGGCUUGGUGAGCCGGAGCCGCGAACAGCUGGAUGUCGAGAAAGCUGCGCAGGACAUGUGCCGUCGCAUUCGUGCAGAUGGCGGCAACCAGAAGGCUGCGGAUGAUCCAACGCUGGUUCUGCAUGUUCUGCAGCAGUACUAUGCUGGCGUGUUGACCAAUUCCGAGCUUCAAGCCAUCGUCGACAACGUCGGCGAUGUCGAGAUUGAGGCCAAGCCUGAGGGAGAUUCGACGGAUGUGGUGCUUCAAGCCUCCAGCUCACAUGUGUCCCUCCCAGCAGCACAGCAAGCAGCGAUGAGCGAAGAGAGGGACAGGCUGUUGGAAAGCGCGACAGAGGCAGCACUGUCAUGUCCCUUGCUUUUCGAUGUGGUGGAGUCACUGCCAGAGUGGGAGACAAAUUUCGGAGCACUGGCCAUGGACAUCAGCAGUUUCCUGCGUUCGCCUGAAUUUCAAUCGCGGGCCAGGAAGAGAGGAGCGGUUGCCUGCAUUUUGGAGGUCCGCCACUCCGUUUUCCUGCGCCUUCCCUCAGCCGAAGACUCCUCGACGGAGCGUCUUGCAGAAGCUUUGGGAGCCGUGGACGGUCGCAGCGUCUCUGCCAUCGUCUUGGCCCGCGUCCUGCGAGAGGGCACGGCUGCGCCCUUGUCACUCUUAAAAGAGCAGGUCUCGAAAGGCUACAGGGCCUUUGUUGAGACGCAGCCGGAGCACUUCCUGCUCACAGCCAUCGCAGCCCUGCCGCGCGGUAUCGCUUCGAAGGAAGUUGUGGAGAUCAUCGCCUCUGGCUACAUGCGAUUGGAGCGGCCCCCUGUGGCCUUACUCAACUUGGUCUUCGGUGUCUACGAGGGCGUCCCUAGCUUUCGCUCGGCGCUGAAGCGGCUGGGCCUUCACUUUGGCAUCAUGGAGUGGGCCGACCCGUCGCGGCCAGAAAAUGACCAGGCUGCCGGCAGCCGAGCAGCAGCGACAGCAGCUCCAGCAACCGCUGCUGGCGCAACAGUGGAGGCGAAGGAUGCCGGCAUGCAGAGCUACCCCGUCACGGAGCAGCCUUCCACCUUCAAAGAGUCGGCCGUGCAACUGGCAGCAGAAGAGGAGGACGCACAGAACGAGGAAGUUUGCAGACGGAUAGCUGCCAUGAAGAAGGUUGACUACAACUUUGUUGACUUGGAGAAGCGCGAGUGGAUCAAAGAACCUGAAGAUGCUGGUGUCCGGUCUUUGCAGCAGACAGUGCAGGGAGCUGUCAAGCGACUUUCUGAAGACCUGUACAGUGGUGAGGCUCACUUUUUGCUGGAGCUUCUUCAGAACUGCGAUGACUGCACGUAUCCGGAGGGCGAGACGCCGACUUUGCGCCUGACUUACGAACCCAGGAAGGACAAGUUCAAAGAGCUGAGCAGCUUCCGUGUGGGGGAUGCUGUGGAAGCUUUCCUUGUUGUGGAGCACAACGAGAGAGGCUUUCAGGAGAAGAAUGUCAUCGCCAUCUGUGACAUAGACAAGUCUACAAAGCAGGCUACUGACAAGAAGUUCAUUGGGGCCAAGGGAAUCGGCUUCAAGUCUGUGUUCCUCGUUACCGCCACCCCUGUUCUGCACUCUCGCGGCUUCCACUUCCACUUCGACGCUGAAGCAAUGCAAGGAUUGGGUUCCUUGUUGCCCUUUCCCUUGAAGCCGGCCUCAAAGCCACCUCGUGGGACACGGCUCGUCCUGCCCCUGAGCAGCAUCUCAGGGCCGUUGCGGAAGCGGGGGCUGCGUGCUCCAGAUGUGGGCAAGCGUGCGCUCAAAGACGUGCAGCCCACACUGCUUCUAUUUUUGCGCAAGGUGGCACGAGUGGAGGCCUUUGACGGAGACAGUGGCCUGCAGCGGGUCAUCUCCAAAAUGCGCCUCCCUUCCGAGGGCCAGACCAACGCAGAGGAGAUCAAUCUGAAGGUUGACGAGGUUAACACCUGGUCCCCGGAGGAAUCACCGAAGUCGGAGGAGCAGCGAUGGUUGAUACAAACAAGAGGUGUGGAGGUUCAAGGAGAUGUUGAGAGCGGCUCGUCGGUGACGGAGCUGAAGUUGGCUUUCCGUCUCGAUGCGAAUGCAGGCAGCACGGAGAAAGUCUAUGCCUGGCUUCCGCUGCAGUCCUACGGAUUGCGAUUCGUCGUCCAGGCAGAUUGGAAAGUGCCAUCGUCCAGGGAGGCGAUCACAGACAACGUCUUUAAUCAGCAGAUUCGAGAGCAAGUCCCAGCAGCAUUUGUCGAAGCAGCGGAAGCAUUCAGAACCCGAGCCGCAGCUGCCGCACUGGAACAUAGUAUCGUUCUGCGAAGCUGCGGCGAAGAUGCAGGUUACCAUGGCUUGCCGCUUUCGCAGUUGAGAGCAGCCCUGGAUGCAUCGGCGGAUGCUCUCCAGCCACUCUACACCGCUGUGCCCCGGACAGGCGAUGCCGUCAAUUUUUUUCAGGGCACCGAUGCAGGCAUCCUUCGCGCUCUACGAAAUGUGCCAAUCAUGUUGGUGCGAGUGCCUGGCGGUGGCCCAGGUCCAGACGACGCGAACCUGCCUCCAUGCGAAGGAGAUGUUGAAGAAGCAGAGCAGGAUGAACGUCACUUCCGCCUUGGCUUUUCUACAGCCAAACAUGCUGUACGUGAACGGCUUCCGGAGGGCAUCCCAGCAUCUCUGUCUGAGCAUCUUCCGACGCUGGAGCCUUUGCUUGCGCAGGCGGGACACUAUUUGGAAGUUGGGAAGCUCCCAGCUCGUGUGGCAGAGGCACUUGGGGUGCCAGUCUUGGACGCAGAUGUGGCCCUGGACUGCUUGAAGGCGUUUGCAAGCCGGGCAGCUGAACGAGAUGAUGCGGACAUGCCCAUCGCUUUAGGGACAUCUGACAUCGAGACUUUGCACCUUCUUCUUUUGAUUGUCGAGGCGAAGCCAGAGUUCCUCGAAGAGGUGCGGCACUUGGCCGUCGUGCCGACGGAAGCCGGUCUCGUAGCCUUGGCAGAGCAAGAGGCCAGUGGCAGCAAGAUUUACGACAUCCCAGAUGAGUUGGCUGGUCUGGAAGCCGUCUUGGGAGAAGGGCAGAGGCUUGAUCCACGCUUGGGGCACAUCGCCCAUCCAAAGGUCAAGCAGCUCUUGCUCAAACUCGGUGUCGAGCGCGUCGAUGGCUUGGCCUUUUUUGACAACGUGCUGCUACCAGUCCUGGCACAAGGUGAAGCACCAGAUGCGGAGCAACUGCUUGCGGUUACAAGGAGAUUCAAGCAACUCGUCGCCAUCUGCGAAGAUGAAGGAUUCAAGGAGAUGAUGGCGGGUCGUGUCAGGGAGACCGGAUGGUGGGCUGUGGCCUCGUCGCACACCUGUGAGUCACAGAUGGUGAAGGUUGGGGGGCAGUCCGGACAAGGACUUCACUUGAAAUCCCUUUCUAAGUCCUUGGCGUCAGCAUUACGAUUGGCCGACGGAGCCAGCGAGACGGAGUGGCUAACCCCGUCGGAGCAGUACUUUGAGAAGGAGGAGGCGGCAAACAGUGAAGAACGAGAGAAGUGGGAGGACUUCUGGACUUUUCUCGGAGCCGUUCCCGCCUUCCACAUGGAGAUCGACUUCAAAGAUGUGGCGAGCGCAGAACUGGAGAGGCUUCUCCAGAUUGCCGGCAAGGAUGCGAAGCUAGCAGAGGAAGUCGUGAUGCUCCUCGCGCCGCAUGGGGAAUUCUACAAAGAUCCCAGGAAGCGGAGGGAGAGAGGCGGCCAUCUUCUCUGGGGCGCAUGCUCUGCAACUCUCCUUGGUUGCCGACACAUGACGAAGCGCUUUGCCUUUCUGCCUUGCGUCUCUACACUCGCGGAGGCAUGGCCGGACUUGGGCAUUGAGCAGAGCCCAUCCGCCGAGACCAUCAUUAGCCUCUUGCGAGGGCUGCACACUACGCAGGAAUAUUUGCGCCUCAGAACUUCCGAGAUGAUGACCAUCUAUGCAAAGCUCCAGGAGAAGCCAGCACAACGCUCAGCAGCUACUGUGUCGGCUUUCAUCGGUCAGGACGGCGAUCUCGAAGAUUUUCUCAAUGAAGAGCCCUGGGUCUUCAUACCCAACCAUCCAAAGCCCCAUGGAGGUUUCAAAGAUUGGUAUGAGGUAAGAGCUCAAGAUCCUCACCGCGGAAGUUUCUACAGAGUGAAGCAGUUGGUGUUUCAGGAUCGAGCUGAAUGCCUGGACGGUUUCAGUCAAAACGCAGGAGAUGAUGUCAUCGACCUGAUGCGUGAGCGCUUGGACAAGCGAGUCGUGGCAAACUACUAUUUUGGCGACAAGACCCUGUUUCCAAGCACGUGGACACGAAAACCACCACAGAAUCGACUCCUCGGCUUGUUGGCAACUCGCCAUGUGCAGGACAAGUUACGUGUUGAAGACUAUAUCGCGGUGUUGGAGGCUGUGGACGAGCAGAUUUCUGUCAUCACAUCCAAGAAAGGGUUGCCCAAGAUCAGCUUGGAAAGCAUCCCUGGCCUUAUGAACCAGAUACUGCGCAGAGUGCGCAUCGUGGUGGAUACUGAGCUGCGGGAAGCGCGGGACCGGCAGGAGGAGGUGGAGGAGGAGCAGGAGGAGAAACAGGACAGUCGGUUGGCCACAGACAUGGGCAUGUCUAACUCCUUGGCAACAUUUUGUCGUGCGACAUCGGGCCUCCGCUUUCUGAAGGCCGCAGACGGGUCUUGGCAGCCGAUGAAGCACUUCGCAUACGUUGCUGCUGAAACGAAGCGGAACGAGUUUUCAGGCUGGUCGGCUGGGGCACUUCAAUAUGUGGCCAUUGCACCCGAAAUGAAAGGGCGAAGGGCUCCAGCCAUCUUCAAACUGUUGCAGAGAUGUGGAAUCCGUCCUUGGGAUAAGAAGGAAGAAACGCUGAGAAAGUGUGCAGUCAUCGUCUCCUGUGAGGAGGUGUUGAAAGAGAAGCGACGAGCUGCGACGAUGCAGAUUCUCUCAGAAGCGAUACAGAUUGCCGAAGAGAAGUAUUCAGAUGUAAAGGAUGAGGAAAAUAUGCUGGACGGUAUUGACAUCUUCGGCCGGCUUCGGAGCCUCGCUGGCAGGCUGCGAGUGGAGCCGGCGAGCGCGUUAUCAGUUCACCAGGCGAUUGUCUCGACAUCCGCGAGAGCCAGAUACGUGGCCGUGAGGUUUGCAGAGUUCAAGUCGCACAAAGGCGCGGGAGUCCCGAUUGUGAGGACCAAGCAGCUCGAGGAGACGACGAUCGCAUUCACAGGCGAAGCUCCCGCAGACAGUGGAGAUGAGGAGAAGCAGAUCGUUUUCACCUUUCAGGGUGGUGUGGUGGAAGCUCUUGAGCAAGGAUCGAAAAGCCUCUCCAGGGCCUUGGUCAUGGUCGCCACACAGCGCCUACCUGGAGAGCUGCCGAAAGAUGAUGGCUACGAAGGCAGACGCGGCCUCUCUGAGCCUGCGUGGAUUGUCGCGAAUCUGCUGACGAUGGCCAUCGGAGACGCAGCUGGUCAGUGCCAGGACCAACCUUCCGAGAGAGUCCCAGAGACAUCGUCGGAAAGUAUCAGCACAGAAGGCGUGAGUGAGUCGGAGGAAAACCCAUCAACAAGGCGGCUAUUGGACAAGCUCUUCGAGGAGUUCAAGGACAUGGAGAAGUCCGAUAUGCGCGAGGCCCUGGCACAUGCUUCCGAUGAGGGAGACCAGGGAAGCGGGGUUGAAUCGGACUUGUCCACGGCAGACUUGCUGCAAAAUGCAUACGAAGCGCUCCAUUUCAGGCGUAAGAAACGUGCGAAGAAGACGCAGGCCCAGGCCCCGGAGAAAUCUGCACGAAGGGACAAGGAAUUAGGCGAGUUGCCCCCGAGCUUGGACGAGCUGUUGCCUCCAAUGCUGCCUUAUGACGCAACGCGGAGCGACGGCAGCAACCUCCUCUUCGAUGUUCCGGGAGGCCGCUCAGAGCAAGCGGAUCGGCCCCAGGAUGCGGACGAUGGGCGCAAAAGUGAGGUCUUGCCCGAGGCCAACCCAGGGGACGUGGCUCAGAGCAUUCGCGCAAAGCAAGUCGGCAGACUUCGAGAUGGCGAGGCAGACCGCCCCAGCAGGAGGGAAAGAGGCCUGAGCCAUCCACGAGGCUAUUCGCUGAAGAGAAUCGCUCUGGACUUGGACGCGCCGCCUCUCGAGACCGGCACUUUUGGAGACACCGACGUUCGGCCAGAAGACCUGCAAGAAGUGCUUGCCAAAGCUUCGACGCCUUCCUCCGGCUCUGGCGCCGGCAGCUCAGCCGGGGGCCUGGAGUGGGUGGGGAAGGUUGGGGAGCUCUUGGCAAAACGCUCCUUAGAGCAGCAGGGCUUCGAGGUUUGCUGGGUCAAUGAAACUGGCGAGCUCGGGCUCCCCUUCGACCUCAUCCUCAGUCAGGGGGGCAGCCUGCCUACACUCCGCAGCGAUGGAGGAUCGGUCCAGGGCGAAUUGGCGGCUGAACUUCUGGAUGCGGCCCUGCGUGGAAAAGGAGAUCCGAACGUGUGCUUCGCGGAGGUGAAGUCGACCACAUCGGGUGACCGAGAAGUCUUCGAGAUCUCCCGUGCAGAGGUCACUGCAUUGUCAACGCUAGGACCGCGGUACUGGCUCGCUCGCGUCUUCGGCGUGCCGGACACGAACCCAAAGUCUGGGAUGGCUGCUGACCAGGCUGCACAGAAUACGAAGGUGCGCCUUUGGAAGGAUCCGAAGAAGGCUCUUCAGAGUGGGGACAUGAAGUUGCUGCUGCUGACUUGA